Molecule: messenger RNA, 2382 nt
Organism: Dufourea novaeangliae
Lineage: Eukaryota; Metazoa; Arthropoda; Insecta; Hymenoptera; Halictidae
Gene: Lrch
Product: leucine-rich repeat and calponin homology domain-containing protein 1
Exons: 13
Coding region: 22-2382 (786 amino acids)
Molecular function (GO): protein binding
Source: RefSeq, a predicted model, not a curated record
UACGUGCCCGAAAAAUGUAAUAUGGCGAUGGUCGCGUCAAACAUGAGCGGCCACAUACAAAAGCAGCUCACCAGAAGCCUUGAGAGGAUCCUGGAGGAAGCACACUUGAGCGGCGAGCUGAAGCUCAGCGGUCGGAAGCUUAAGGACUUUCCGAAAGUCGGGAAAACUGGCUCUAGCAAGUACAACCUCCAGGAUACGGUUUUUGCCGAUCUCUCGAAGAACCGUUUCGCCGAGUUACCGGAAGAGGUCACGGAGUUUCCGUUUCUCGAAAAGCUGCAUUUGUACCACAAUGCCAUAAGAAUAAUACCGGAAACUGUGGCGAUGCUCCAGUCCCUCAACUACCUCGAUCUUAGCCGGAACCAAUUGACGUCUCUACCUCGGGAGAUAUGCAGGCUACCGCUUCAAACGUUACUGGUCGCUCACAAUAGAUUAGCAUCGCUGCCGGACGAAUUGGGCAGAAUGUCGGCGCUGGCCGAGCUCGAUGCUGGUUGCAACGAAAUCACGAAUCUGCCUCCCAGGAUGGGCGAUCUCGCGCGUCUUAGGUCCUUGGACUUGAGGAGCAACAUGCUCGUGCACCUGCCUAUAGAACUGACGUACCUGAGACUCGUGAAGCUGGAUAUCAGCGGCAACCGAAUAUCCGUGCUUCCGAACGAGAUGAGGAAAAUGAAGAGCCUGGUCGACUUUCGGCUGUCCGACAAUCCUUUAACCUCGCCGCCUGCCUCGCUAUGCAUUCGCGGGCGAACGCACAUCUUCAAAUAUUUGGAGAGACAGGCGGCGAAACACGAUAGAGCCAGAGGCGGUCGCGGUCGGAGAACACCUCUGGAUGUCAGGGGUCACGCGACCCUGGACACGAGGUCCCACAGGCGACACAACGUCGACAGCGGAUACAGCACCAGCGACGGCGUCGACAAACGCUGGUCCCAAGAAAUCCACAGCGUGGUACACGACGGCGAGAUUCGAGGGCUGUGGCGGCAAGAAUGUUCGCCGCUUUCGAUCACUCUGCCGCACGAGGUGGCCGUGAACGGAUCAUGCAGCGGAACAUCGACACCUAGCACCAUCUCGCCCGGCGAGCACACGUCUCUCGAGGAUGAGCUUGGCAAGGCGAUGAUACUACACGAUCAACUGGAGAAGAGGAGACUAGAGAGAAGCACCUCUGAGAAUGGGGCCGACGUCAGAAGACCGAUGACCUCUGGUCUCUAUCACGCGUCAAUAACGCCGCCAGGUCCCCUUGAAACCUCUCACUUGAACCAAACCCAACCAGUAUCGACGAACACCCAGUCCGUUCAACCCUUGCAAAACUCGACCGCGAACUCUGCCACAUCUUUGCUGAACGGAGACGAGAAGAGGCCCCUCAAUCACAUCCAAACGUACAGAGAGUACAAAGAGGCGUUGAGACAACAACGGGCCAGCGAAGGACCGAGCGUGUACAGGCCACGAGAACAGAUCACACCGCCGGGCAACGAAUCGCAAAGCAACGAGACGGAUUCGGGCAACAACAAGGAGGCCAUUGCUAUGACUGGUAAACAGAUAUUUAACGAGGAGAACGCUACCAAAAGACCAGUCCAGAAGGUGACACCGUCGCGGAUCAAUUACCAAAACACACCGAUCAUCAACGGUAGCAAUAACGAGUACAACAAUAAGAACGGGAAAUAUCUGGAGCAACCGUACAAGAAGCCUAACUCGCCAAUCAAAACCUCGACGAGCAUUCUGUCCUCGGGCACCAGUCCUGCACACACUCCUAGACUAGUCAAAACUGCCGUUGGUUACGUGGAAGGUAACAAGAGUCCGAGCAGAAACGGCGGAAGUCCGAAAUCUCCCCGAUCGGUCACGUGGAACAGCAACGUUCCAGAAAAGUAUUCGUUCACUAUGAGAAGGGAAUUCGAGCGUGCCAAGGAGGAGGCUGACUUGAUCGAGCAGCUCCGAAACCACAUAGAAACAAGACUGAAGAUGGCUUUGCCGGAAGAUCUUGCCCCGGCGUUAACGGACGGUGUUGUUCUCUGUCAUUUGGCGAACCACGUGAGACCACGAUCGGUUGCCAGUAUUCACGUUCCUUCGCCGGCAGUUCCCAAACUGACAAUGGCGAGAUGCAGGCGAAACGUCGAUAACUUUCUCGAGGCGUGUCGGAAAAUAGGCGUCGAUGAGGAGGUGUUAAUGGACGCGGACGCAAUCAUGGACGUGGGUUACAUGGACGCGUACGGGCUGGAUGCUCUGGCGCGUCUCGUCUCCGCUCUUCUCCUUCUCCGCGACGAAGGGAAGAACGAUACCGAAGAGCCGGCCGCAGGUUCAUCCCGUACUAUUCAGGAUCGCGUUCUGUCCGCGAUGCUUUUCGCCACAUUCCUAUCCACCCUCGUUCUGCUCUAUAUAUUCCCGGUUCCCGAAUAA